Messenger RNA from Aspergillus brunneoviolaceus CBS 621.78, 1200 nucleotides. Its product is annotated as bZIP transcription factor. Bases 74 to 820 code for a protein of 248 amino acids. The record is from RefSeq and is a predicted model, not a curated record. The transcript has 2 exons. Lineage: Eukaryota; Fungi; Ascomycota; Eurotiomycetes; Eurotiales; Aspergillaceae.
GGUUGUCGAAUUAUGCUGCUUGGCUCCUAAUAAUCCUCUGUUGCUCAGACAUCAAACCCCGACUCACUGCAGAAUGGACUCGCCAUCGCCUCCAAAGGUUGCAGACAGACUUGCACGUAUCAGAGAGAACCAACGAAGGAGCCGUGCCAGAAAGCAGGCGCAUACUCGCGAGUUAGAACAGAAACUAAUCUCCCUACAGGAGCAAGUCCGUCAGAAGGAUGUCGAACACCGACUGACGGUCCAAGGUCUCGACGCAGAGAAUCGGAGACUAAGAAGUUUACUGUCGGAUAUGGGCAUAUCAUCCAAUGCGAUCGAGGAGUAUCUAAAAAAGACAGUGGAUGACCCAAGCCCAACGCAGAAGAUUGCCAUUCCAAGUCUUUCGCAGUCUGGCGUGAAGGCUCGAUCGUGUCGUGGCCGUGCCCAGCAGACUUGUCGUUCUGAGACCACUCCUGAUACUGCUGGAGUAUCGCCACCCCCAGACUCGAAGCCGGUCGAUCAGGUGAGCGAGUCUACCGUCGACCUCCCCGGUCAACCGAUGAAGAAUAAUCGAGAGAAAUCCCACGGCCAGUCAGUUUGUGGCUGCUCACCCGACGAAAGCGGAACGUCAUGGCCAGAUAGUAAUAGUGGAGAUGUCCUUAAUACCACUCUCUGCGCCAUCGCCGACGAACUCAUAACACAGUACAACACGCGGGGUGUCGAGCUAGACGAGAUCAGACGCAAGCUCUGGGAGGGCUUCUCCAAGGGCCUCACCACGGAGGAGGGGUGCAGAGUGCAGAACCGGAUUCUGUUCCAGGUUCUUGACGAGAUUAGCAACAACUAAGUUGCCUCUCUAACAUCUACAGCCAACCUCAGGGGUUGGCUCCCUAGCUGGCACGGAUGGCUCUAUGGUCUAUUAUAUCAGAAUGAGGAACAGAAACGAGUCUAGGAUUUGCGCCUCCCACCUCCGCUUCCUGGCAUAUCACCGAAUUGCAUACACCAAUCCCAACAACCCCGGUACCUGAAUCAGCGGCCUAAUGGUAGCAGCCAGCGCCUGAUUAUUCUCCACCCCAAAUGUGGCAAUUGGCACCGCGAUCGUCAGCUCGAAGUUAUUGUUUGCCGCAGUGAAGCUUUGUGUGCACGACGGCCGGUAUGUAGAGCCACAUCGUCGUGUCACGGCGAGCGUGACCGCAAAUCUCACCGAGAAGUAAACUGCAAGGGGCG